CGCGACGUCACGACACACAAUGGCAGCCAGUGGUACAGCUGUGACGGUUCUCACUCCAAAUGGGAGAAGACAGACAGUCAAAGUGUCUCCAAACACACCGUUAUUACAGGUGCUGGAGGAUGUGUGCAAAAAGCAUGGAUUUAACCCCGAAGAUCACGGGUUGAAGUUUCAGAGGACCACUAUUGACCUUACGCGGCCAUGGAGGUUUGCCAAUCUGCCCAACAACGCUAAACUGGAAAUGGUGACGAGUACAAGGAAACAGGCUGUAGCUGACAGCCAGGUGCGGAUUGCACUACAGAUGGAGGACGGCUCUCGGCUCCAGGGUUCCUUCUCGUGUGGACAGAGUCUGUGGGAACUGCUCACACAUUUUCCCCAGAUCAGUGUGUCGGAGCUGUCUGAGUCAGGAUCCACCCCUGUGUGUGUUUACAUGAGAGACGAGGUGAGUGGGGAAGAAGCGCUCAAGAAGGCCACUCUGAAGUCUCUGGGUCUUACAGGAGGAAGUGCCAUUGUCAGGUUUUUACUCAAAAACAAACAGGGAGAGGAAGAUGGUGGGGAAGUCACUGAAACAGCUGCUGUGCCAACCGUACCAGUUGCCAAGGAAACCACACCUAGCCCGCCAUCUCAGCCCGAUCCUGCUCCGUCACGUCUGGAGACGCCAACAACGGAGGUGCCAAUAAAAAAAUCAAGCCCCGAUAGGCCAAUGGAAACCCCCCCUGCGCCUCCUCCUGCCUCUGCCGCAAGCACACUUCCUGUUCAACAGGAAAAGGUUCCAAACUCCCAGGAUGCAGUUCGGCCAAAGUCUUCUCCCGUGGAGAGAGGACCACCAGAGGAGGAUGGUGAGAAACCAGGGCCAUCAGGACUGAAUUCUCACCCAUCUUCUUCCUCCUCCUCUUCCGCCACUCCCUCAGUUCCCUUCAUUCCCUUCUCUGGAGGCGGUCAGCGCCUCGGGGGACCCGGGGGAGGUGCAGUGUUACGCUCACUAUCUUCAUCCUCAUCAUCCUCAGCUCUGUCAGCUCUUACUGCUGCAGUAGAAUCACCCAAAGCCAAGAAAGCCAAAUCCAGCCACGGUUCUGCUACCAAGCGUCAAAACCCUGCCAACCAGCCAGAUGAGGACAUGGACGAGGGGGAGGAGUUCUUGGAGCCAGUAGAGAGGGAGCCUCUCAUCUACCACCUGGAGUUGAUGUCCCGUCACUCUGAGGACCACGGGAAUCUGCCCGAUGAGUUCUUUGAAGUGACUGUGGAUGAUGUGCGCAAGCGCUUCGCCCAGCUGAAGAGCGAGAGGAAGUUAUUGGAAGAGGCUCCGCUGAUGACUAAAUCUCUGAGAGAAACACAGAUGAAGGAGAAGUUGGAAAAAUAUCCCAAAGUGGUCCUGAGGGUCCAGUUUCCAGACAGACAUGUUCUACAAGGCUUCUUCAGGCCUCUGGAGACAGUUGGUGCUGUGAGGCAUUUUGUGAGGAGUCACUUGGAGGAUCCUCAGCUCAGUUUCUACCUGUUCAUCACUCCCCCAAAAACCAUUCUGGACGACCCCUCAGCUACACUGUUUCAGGCCGACCUGUUUCCUGGCGCGCUGGUGUACUUCGGCUCUGACGUUAAGACAGAUUUCUACAUAAAGAGGGAACUGCUUGAAUCCUCUGUCUCGGCCGUGCAAGCAAAUGAGUCCAUUGCAAGCUCCAUGCUCCUGUCCCCGUCAGUGCCCACAGGCUCCGAGGAGCCGCUUUCUCCUCCAGAGCCGAGUCCGGACACCAGCGAGUCCACGGAGGAUGAGGAAGACCCCUCUGCACACACCAAGGCUGCUAAACCCACCAGGUCUGAUCUGGGAAAGGUGCCCAAGUGGCUCAAGCUUCCAGGCAAGAAAUAAGACUGCUGCUGUGUGUUGAUGGGAGGACGUACCACGACAGACUGACAAGCUGCUUGCAGACCGAGUGGAGCACUUAAACCUUUGCUGCGCUUUGAUAAAGGCUCAAUUUUGUGACCGCAGCUUGACUAGGUUUUAAAACGGUCAAAAUAAUGAGAUAAAUGACUGGAUAAAUAGUGAAUAUUUCAUUGCGGAGAAGAUGGUUGUGUUUCACUGCAGUUGGAGGAGAGAGUGCUGAAGAGGCUGUUUUUAAUUCAGCUGUUGAAGAUGUAGUGCAAAGUGAAUAAAGAUUGUUGUACUAAAAA
Dicentrarchus labrax (European seabass) is the source of this 2160-nucleotide messenger RNA. It is a transcript of the gene aspscr1, whose product is annotated as ASPSCR1 tether for SLC2A4, UBX domain containing. Gene Ontology annotation, biological process: signal transduction. The coding region runs from base 20 to 1858 and encodes 612 amino acids. The transcript is spliced from 17 exons. Gene Ontology annotation, molecular function: protein binding. NCBI's taxonomy places the organism in Eukaryota, Metazoa, Chordata, Actinopteri, Moronidae. The record is from RefSeq and is a predicted model, not a curated record.